Galeopterus variegatus (Sunda flying lemur) is the source of this 1682-nucleotide messenger RNA. It is a transcript of the gene CACNG2, whose product is annotated as calcium channel, voltage-dependent, gamma subunit 2. Gene Ontology annotation, molecular function: voltage-gated calcium channel activity; channel regulator activity. Gene Ontology annotation, biological process: postsynaptic neurotransmitter receptor diffusion trapping; calcium ion transmembrane transport; neurotransmitter receptor transport, postsynaptic endosome to lysosome. The record is from RefSeq and is a predicted model, not a curated record. Gene Ontology annotation, cellular component: AMPA glutamate receptor complex; voltage-gated calcium channel complex; postsynaptic density membrane. Bases 699 to 1670 code for a protein of 323 amino acids. Lineage: Eukaryota; Metazoa; Chordata; Mammalia; Dermoptera; Cynocephalidae. The transcript has 4 exons.
CCGCCGCCUGCUCCCGCCCUGCCCGCUGCCACCGCCGGGGCAGAACCAUGGAAGGCGAGACCCCCGCACCCAGGCAGCUGAGCGCAAGGGCUUCCAGAACACUGGGGAGUCUGGUCUGAAACGAAAGCGCCGAGACCCCCCAAGGAAGAGAACUGGCGGAGCAAAGGAUUUUCAUGGCGCAGGCCGCAGAGCCCAGGACCAAGACCGAAGCUGGCAUCUCGGCUGUCACAGUCUCUAACUGUCCAGGUCCCGACCAUGAGAGACGGUGCUGAGAAGUCGGCUGUGCCCUGGUUCCCUGUGGAAGCCAUCUCCAAACUAGCUAUCACAUAUGGAAACUGGAGACCAGAAUUUUAGGAAAAGAGAUUAAGGCAUCUCACUUGGGGGGGGUGGGGGGUGUCUUUUUUAUUUUAUUUAUUUUUUCUUUUUUAAAAAAAAUCACGGCAACUGGAACAGUUUUCUGAUCUCAAAAGGCAAGCCUCUCUUCCCGUGUGAUCUUUAUAAUUUACACUCUUUUCCGUGAGCUUUCUUACCUCCCUUUUUUUUAAAAUCUCUCUCCAUAUUCUCUAUUCACACACAUACCCAUUAUAUUAGUAGUGGGAUUGUUUUUAUUUUUUAUUUUUUGCUUUAGUACUCGCACCCUCACACACACACUCUCCCGAGAACCAGAAGUCGGUUGGGUGUUUAUAUAAUGAAGAAUUAUGGGGCUGUUUGACCGAGGUGUUCAAAUGCUUUUAACCACCGUUGGUGCUUUCGCUGCCUUCAGCCUGAUGACCAUAGCUGUGGGAACCGACUAUUGGCUUUACUCCAGAGGGGUUUGCAAGACAAAAAGUGUCAGUGAGAAUGAAACCAGCAAAAAGAACGAGGAAGUUAUGACCCAUUCUGGAUUAUGGAGAACCUGCUGCCUAGAAGGGAACUUCAAAGGUCUGUGCAAGCAAAUCGAUCACUUCCCAGAGGAUGCAGAUUACGAAGCUGACACAGCAGAAUAUUUCCUCCGGGCCGUGAGGGCCUCAAGCAUUUUCCCGAUCCUGAGUGUGAUUCUGCUUUUCAUGGGUGGACUCUGCAUAGCAGCCAGCGAGUUCUACAAGACUCGACACAACAUCAUCCUGAGUGCUGGCAUCUUCUUCGUGUCUGCAGGUCUGAGUAACAUCAUCGGCAUCAUCGUGUAUAUCUCUGCCAAUGCCGGAGACCCGUCCAAGAGCGACUCCAAAAAGAACAGUUACUCCUACGGCUGGUCCUUCUACUUCGGGGCCCUGUCCUUCAUCAUCGCCGAGAUGGUCGGGGUGCUGGCCGUGCACAUGUUCAUCGACCGCCACAAACAGCUGCGGGCCAGCGCCCGCGCCACGGACUACCUCCAGGCGUCCGCCAUCACCCGCAUCCCCAGCUACCGCUACCGCUACCAGCGGCGCAGCCGCUCCAGCUCGCGCUCCACGGAGCCCUCGCGCUCCAGGGACGCCUCCCCCGUGGGCAUCAAGGGCUUCAACACCCUGCCGUCCACGGAGAUCUCCAUGUACACCCUCAGCAGGGACCCCCUGAAGGCCGCCCCCACGCCCACCGCCACCUACAACUCCGACAGGGAUAACAGCUUCCUCCAAGUUCACAACUGUAUCCAAAAGGACAACAAGGACUCUCUCCACUCCAACACAGCCAACCGCAGGACCACCCCCGUAUGAAGACCGCGGGGG